Sardina pilchardus (European sardine) is the source of this 2002-nucleotide messenger RNA. RefSeq names its product cholesterol 24-hydroxylase-like. The transcript is spliced from 15 exons. The record is from RefSeq and is a predicted model, not a curated record. Gene Ontology annotation, biological process: cholesterol catabolic process. Lineage: Eukaryota; Metazoa; Chordata; Actinopteri; Clupeiformes; Clupeidae. Gene Ontology annotation, molecular function: cholesterol 24-hydroxylase activity; heme binding; iron ion binding. Bases 133 to 1665 code for a protein of 510 amino acids.
AAACAUGAACACUACUUCCUCCUCGAAGGGCUAUGGUCAAGCGUAGUUGUCAUGUCACGUUAGAGUAAACCUUCACCAAAAUACCUGAUUGCUCAUAACGUCAUUUAGACGUCUCGUCUGUCAAAAAAAGAAAUGGCUCUAAUUCAUACGAUUACACUGUGGGAUAUUACAGUGUGGACUGGAUAUCUGGUGUUUGCUGGAGUCGCGGUGGCUUUCGUAGCGUUUGUUGGUUUCGUUCUUUACACAAAAUAUGUGCAUCGAAAGUUUGAUCAUAUCCCAGGACCACCAAGAAAACACUUCCUGUCUGGACAUAUGGUACCUUUUCUGGCAGACACAAGAUCUGGUCGUAAUAUAAGCGACACAUUUCUGCAAUGGGUAACUGAAGCAGGUGGGCCUGUCUGCAGACUUAACUUUUACUUUGCUGUUGUUCUCCUUGUGACCUGCCCUGAGGCGACCAAGGAGAUUCUGAUGUCACCAAAGUAUGGUAAAGAUCCAUACGGGAACAAGCGUCUUUCCAGCAUGUUUGGUGUCAGAUUUCUUGGAAAUGGCCUACUGACUGCUAUGGAUCACAAUCAGUGGCACAAACAGAGGAGAAUUAUGGAUCCUGCUUUUAGCAGUUUAUACUUACGUGGUCUGAUGGGUGUCUUUAAUGAGAGAGCAGAGUGCUUGAUGGGAAAACUGGAAGAGUACGCUGAGAGACAGGCUCCUGUUCAAAUGGACAAGCUAAUUAACACGUUCACCCUGGACGUGAUUACCAAGGUGGCCUUUGGAGUAGAUUUAGACUUAUUCAAUUCAGGUGACUCUCCAUUCCCUCGAGCCAUUGAACUCUGUCUCAAGGGCUUGGUCCACUAUACCCGAGAUCAAGAAUUUGAGUCUCAGCCUGAGAAUAAAAAAGUUGUUGAGGAGAUAAAGGAAGCCAUACUGCUUCUCCGCAAAACGGGAAAGACCUGGAUCGACGAGAGGAGAAGAGCAGUUCGGAAUGGAGAGAAUGUGCCCAAGGACAUUCUUACACAGAUCCUUAAAAGUGCAGAAGAAAGCAAUGAGGAUGAUGAAGAAACCAUUCUGGACAACUUUGUCACAUUCUUCAUAGCAGGUCAAGAAACAACCGCUAAUCAGCUUUCAUUUGCUAUCGUGGAACUUGGAAGACAUCCAGAGAUCCUAAGCAGGCUAACAGAGGAGGUGGAUGAAGUGAUUGGGAUGAAGCAGGAGAUCAGCUAUGAAGACCUGGGAAACCUCACCUACCUAACUCAGGUGCUGAAAGAGACACUGCGGUUGUACCCUACUGCUCCAAUGACAACUCGCCGUCUACCACAUGACAUGGUCAUCGAUGGAAUGAAGAUCCCAGGAGGAUGUGUGGCUAUAUUCAGUUCAUACGUGAGUUCAAGGCUGGAAAGAUUCUUCAAAGAUCCACUGACGUUUGAUCCAGAGAGAUUUCAUUUGAAUGCUCCUAAGCCUUAUUUUUGCUACUACCCCUUCUCCUUGGGCCCACGAUCCUGCAUUGGGCAAAACUUUUCCCAGCUGGAGGCAAAGGUUGCGCUGGCUAAACUGGUGCAGAGGUUCGACUUCAGCCUGGUGCCGGGACAGUCUUUUGAGAUCAAGGACUUGGCCACUCUGAGGCCUCAGAAUGGGGUCAGAUGUACGGUCAAACUGCGGGACAAUGCCUAAGCCACAGUACAUAAGCCUACUUUAACAGGCUACAUUACUGCUAUGAAAACACAAUACGUUGUUGUUAACUAUAACUUUAUUCAAGUCGUUCAUUAACCAUGUAAUAAAAUGAAAACAAUAGCCUUUAUUGCUCAGUCUUAAAUUCCAGUCACACUUACUAAAUGCUACUUGAUUUCAAGAUGCAGGUUAUGCUAUAUUAGACUGUGUAGACAUUUAUAUGCUGUGUAUAUGUAUACGACAUAUUGCCAUGUUUUCAGGUCAGUAUUUUGUUUAGGUUGAAGAAGAUAAUGUAUUUUGUUCUGUGGACAUGAAUAUAAUGAAUACUGAUUAAAGAAAA